This is a messenger RNA of Gallus gallus (chicken), 1556 nucleotides long. It is a transcript of the gene NUDT16L1, whose product is annotated as nudix hydrolase 16 like 1. The transcript is spliced from 3 exons. The record is from RefSeq and is marked provisional. Bases 21 to 983 code for a protein of 320 amino acids. Gene Ontology annotation, cellular component: nucleus. Gene Ontology annotation, molecular function: snoRNA binding. NCBI's taxonomy places the organism in Eukaryota, Metazoa, Chordata, Aves, Galliformes, Phasianidae.
GGCGGGCGGGCGGCGAGGCGAUGGCGGCCAUGGGAGCCAUGGGAGUGAUGGCGGCCGUAGGAGCGUUGCCGGCGGGCGCGGGGUCCCUCCCGCCGCUGCCGACGCUGGGGGUGCCCGGCGUGCCCGAGCUGAAGCCGCUGACGCGGUACGAGGCCAUGCGGCUGGGCCCGGGCUGGAGCCACUCGUGCCACGCCAUGCUGUACGCGCCCAACCCGGGCAUGCUGUUCGGCCGCAUCCCGCUGCGCUACGCCGUGCUGAUGCAGAUGCGCUUUGACGGCCUACUGGGCUUCCCCGGGGGGUUCGUGGACCGCCGGUACUGGUCCCUGGAGGACGGUCUGAACCGGGUGCUGGGCCUGGGCCUGGGCUGCGUGCGCCUGACGGAGGCCGACUACCUGUGCUCGCACCUGACGGACGGGCCGCAUCGCGUGGUGGCUCACUUAUACGCCCGGCAGCUGACCCUGGAGGAGCUGCACACCAUCGAGAUCAGCGCGGUGCACUCCCGAGACCACGGGCUGGAGGUGAUGGGCAUGGUCCGUGUCCCCCUCUACACCCAGAAAGAUCGCAUGGGUGGGCUGCCAAACUUCCUGGCCAACUCCUUCGUUGGAACUGCCAAAUUCCAGCUGCUCUUUGCUCUGAAGAUCUUGAACAUGGUGCCGGAGGAGAAGCUGGCCGAGGCGGUGGCUGCCACGCAGAAGCCGAAGAAGCCGGCGAUCGACCACGCGGCUGUGGCAGCAGCUAAGCAGGCGAACGAGCUGGCGGCGGCCGCCAGAGCAGGCAAUGAAUACGCAGAUAGCGGAGAGAACCAGGCAGCUGCGCACGCUGCGGCCGAGCUGGCAGAGCAGCAGGCGGCCGGGCUGGAGAGCCAGGCUGUGCUGGAGCAUCUGGCGGCCGUGCCGGGGGCUGAGGCCGUGGUGGCGGAGCUGCACGCGCAGCCCGGGGCAGACGCUGUGCUGGAGCAGCCGGUGGCUGAGGCCAUGGAGUGAUGCCCCCGUGUUUGUAAUUGAUUAAAAGUGGGUGAGGAGACUAGAGACUUUCUUCUAACUUCCCAACCAGUUGCUGGCUGCGAGAUUCCGCUGUGUAGCCAGGAGGGUUUGGAAUUGUCUGAAGCAGGGGAAAGCUAUGUAUUUUUAUGGCCAUUAAACUCUAGCGAGCUUCCCAGAUCAAUCUGCGCAGCCCCCUGCAGAGAGUUCAUGUGCUUAUGUGAAGGUGCUGAAGCCUUAGAAUUACGCUUUGAUUUCAGGGACACACUGCUGCUUUCAGGUCCCGGUUUCAUUUUUAAGGAACAAAACUUACUUUGAGAUGCCCUACGUUGACUCGGACGCAGCUGUGUUUUGCAGUGGGCACGGCUGAGGAAUAAGGCUGCUGGUAAAGCGCCUUUGCCGCCGUGGGCAGAUGGGCUCUGCUCUGCUGGCAGCAGUGAGGCCGGGCUCCCUUUGGAAUGCCGGUGCCCGGGGUGACGUGCACUGAAUUCCCUCUGGGGCCCGGGGACAAACUCAUGUGGGUUUCUAUCUGGAGAUCUGUGGGAGCAGGAAAGUGGAAUAAAUGGCUUUGCUGAA